Messenger RNA from Helicoverpa zea (corn earworm), 2229 nucleotides. It is a transcript of the gene NitFhit, whose product is annotated as nitrilase and fragile histidine triad fusion protein NitFhit. NCBI's taxonomy places the organism in Eukaryota, Metazoa, Arthropoda, Insecta, Lepidoptera, Noctuidae. Gene Ontology annotation, biological process: nucleobase-containing compound metabolic process. Bases 141 to 1643 code for a protein of 500 amino acids. The record is from RefSeq and is a predicted model, not a curated record. Gene Ontology annotation, molecular function: hydrolase activity, acting on carbon-nitrogen (but not peptide) bonds, in linear amides; bis(5'-adenosyl)-triphosphatase activity. The transcript has 11 exons.
UGCAAUAACUGUCAAAAUAGCUACGGCAAAUUAUUAAUAAUUUUGCAGUGAUAUCAUAAAAAUAUUAAUGGUUUAAAAAUAUUACCCACAGUAUUUUUAUGUAACCAGAUAACUCUUUUCAGAGUCUUCUUUUAAGUCGUAUGAUGCUGAAUUGGCCUUUAAAACUCUUAACAUCAGUCUCAAGAAUACAUUUCAUAAGACAGUGCAGUAUUCGCAACAUGGCCACCGUGAAAAGGGUAGCAGUUUGUCAAAUGACUUCUGUGGCUGAUAAGGCGGCUAACUUGGAAGUAGUUAGUAACUUAGUGAGCCAGGCAGCUAAGGAUAACGUGCAGAUGCUAUUCUUCCCUGAAGCAUGUGACUAUAUUUGUGAUAACAAGAAUGACACAUUAAGCCAGGCUGAGUCUAUCAUAGAGGGACCUACAGUGGCUAGCUAUAGAGAUCUGGCUGCUAAGCAUAAAGUCUGGUUGUCUAUGGGAGGAAUUCAUGAGCUGGACAACGAAUACCCGUCAAAAGUUUGCAACACACACAUUAUAAUAGACAACAAGGGCAAGAUAGUGCAAACAUAUAGAAAACUGCAUCUCUUCGAUGUGGAGAUACCAGAGAGGAAUAUAAGGCUCAAAGAAAGUGACUUCUGUCAACCAGGGGAUCAUAUUGUUGCACCCGUUGAAACUCCUGUUGGGAAAGUUGGUCUAUCAAUAUGUUACGACAUGCGUUUUCCGGAACUAAGUACUUCGCUCAGUAUAGUGACGGCAGAGAUAUUGACUUAUCCGUCAGCUUUCACUCAGGCCACCGGGGCAGCGCAUUGGCAUGUUUUACUCAGAGCCAGAGCAAUAGAAAAUCAAUGCUACGUUAUUGCCGCAGCCCAAGUGGGGGCCCACAAUCCCAAACGAAAGAGCUACGGCCAUGCCCUCAUAGUGGACCCCUGGGGCGAAGUCUUAGCCGACUGCGGGGAAUCCGCCCCUUGUUAUAAGGUAGCGGAAAUCAGCGACGAGAGAAUUAAGAAUGUGAGGAAGAAUAUGCCUGUUUUUCAGCAUAGGAGACGCAACAUCUACUCCCUCUACUGCCUAAGUCUUCGCAAAGACUUGCUCCCGGCUCAUCAGAAGUCGGCCGCGGUCGAGCCGUGUUCGAGAAUCUCGUCCGACGCCGGCGUCAACCCGGACGAGCCAUAUUAUAACUUCGGCCACGUCAUAGUGCCUGAGUCUUGUGUGUUCUUCAAAUCGAAGUUGACGUAUGCUUUUGUUAAUUUGAGAUGUGUAUUACCAGGGCACGUAUUGGUAGCGCCCAUCAGAAUGGCAGAGAGGAACAGAGAUAUGACAGAAGAUGAAGCUCAGGACUUUUAUAAAACUAUCCGAUUGGUGCAAAGGUUAAUGGAAAAAGUCCACAGUGCAGAUUCUUGUACGGUGACCAUACAAGAUGGCAGAGACGCGGGACAAACUGUUAAGCAUCUACAUUGCCAUAUUAUGCCGAGAAAGAAAGGGGACUUUAUUGAAAAUGAUCUCAUCUACUUAGAACUAGCCAAACACGAUCAGUUCAAAAAGGGCCAUCCAGCGAAACCGCCGAGGACUCGCGAAGAAAUGAUCACAGAAGCCACUCAUUUGAGGUUAGAACUACAAAACUUGUUGGCAGAAGAAAAAAAUAGUUGAUAAGUAUAUUAUUUAUUUAGAUUUCUGGUAAAUAUAUGCAAAAUUUUGAUCAUUACAACUGUCAUCGUGUUUCGGAAGGCACGAUAAACUGUAGGUCCCGGCUGUUAUUGAACAUCUUUGGCAGUCGUUACAGGUAGGUAGUCAGAAGCCAGUAAGUCUGACAACCAGUCUUGCUUAGGCAUAUUGGGUUGUCUGGAUAACUGGGUUGAGGAGGUCAGAUAGGCAGUCGCUCCUUGUGAAACACUGGUACUCAGCUACAUUCGGUUAGACUGGAAGCCGACCCCUACAUAGUUGGGAAAAGGCCCGGGAGAUGAUUGGCAAUGUCAAUAUUUGCAUAUAUUUACCAAAAAUAAAUAAAUACUAGGUAAAUUAAUAAGUUUAAGACAUAAAUUAAAAAGUUACAGCUCAAAGCCAUGGAUUGUACAAUAAUAAAUAAAUUUAUUGUUAAAAAUACUUGGCAUAGUUUGUGAGAAAAUAAGUGAUUUCUUGCGGUUCUAGGCUCUUGAUCUAUGAUCAGGUCAUCUAAUGUAGAUAAUUUAAUUACUGUAAUAUAUUGUUGAAUUAAAUAAAUUAUUUUAAAAUAUUA